Messenger RNA from Oncorhynchus mykiss (rainbow trout), 1519 nucleotides. The record is from RefSeq and is a predicted model, not a curated record. NCBI's taxonomy places the organism in Eukaryota, Metazoa, Chordata, Actinopteri, Salmoniformes, Salmonidae.
AGAAAAAACAUCAGAUUUUUUUUGUUUUUGUGUUCACACGUUCAACAAGGAGUUUGUAAUGCGUUCAGUUUCCCCCUGCGGUUCAUUUACGGCCUUUAUCACACCUCAUACUGGUACCACAGAUGGACAAUGUAUGUAAGAUGCAUAACAGGACAUUUGAGAACUGCCCUUAAGCACAGGUCUAGGAUCAGUGUAACCCCCACGCCCUAACCCUCACCAAAGGGGAGAAUAACUGUCCCAAGAUCAGUGUCUAGGUCUAACUUUACAACUUCAUUUCAAGGGAGAGACAGAAAAAGAAGAGUUACAUAAAUGCUCUUUCGUUCGAUCUAGGAGAGAAGUCGGAAGGAAAAGAUCGCGCGAGAAAGACAUUGUUGUGCGACAGAAGUGUCUCCACUUCCUGUGUCGUCAUCAACAUGCGACCAAACCUGGAGCGAGAAGUGGGAGAUUCGAAGUAGCAAAAAAAAGCAACAGUAAUUUCAUAUUUCAUUAAACAAAUGCCAUCUACGAUUAGUUAAAAACGAAAAAGGAAAACCACGACAUCGGAGUAAGAUCCAUACAGCUAUGGCUGCCUCUAUCCUACUAAACUACACUUACUGUUCAGAUCUGUGAUCGGAGCAACUCCGGGAUCAAGCAAGCAUGGCGACCCCCAGUAAGACCCCGCCAGGUUCUGACCCCAAGCAGCUGGAGAGGACCGGGACGGUCCGGGAGAUCGGCUCUCAGGCGGUGUGGUCUCUGUCUUCCUGUAAACCAGGUUUUGGUGUGGACCAGCUGAGAGAUGAUAACUUGGAGACAUACUGGCAGUCUGAUGGAUCCCAGCCACACCUAGUCAACAUCCAGUUUAGGAGAAAGACUACAGUGAAGAUGUUGUGUAUGUAUGCAGACUACAAGUCAGACGAGAGCUACACUCCCAGUAAGAUCUCUGUCAGAGUAGGAAACAACUUCCACAACCUGCAGGAGAUCAGACAGUUAGAGAUGGUAGAGCCUAGCGGUUGGAUCCACAUCCCUCUUCUGGACACAGUCAACAACCCCAUCAGGACGUUCAUGAUCCAGAUCGCUGUGCUAGCCAACCACCAGAACGGCAGAGACACGCACAUGAGACAGAUCAAAGUAUAUACCCCCGUGGAGGAGAGCUCCAUCGGCAAGUUCCCAAGAUGCACCACGGUCGACUUCAUGAUGUACCGCACCAUCAGAUGACACUGAGGGUUCCGGGUGGAACCUCCUCAGGGUUCCGACUAGAACUUUCCAGAGUUCCGGGUGGAACCCUUAAGUGUACAGUGUUGACAAAUAAGGGAAUUGGAAUGCUAAUUUAAAAAAAAAAAGUGAAAUAUUAUUCUAAUUUUCAAGUUAACCUGAAAUCCUUUUCAUUUAAGAUUACAUGGAGCCACUCAACGUAUUACUGUCUCUGAUGCAUCCCAAAUGGCACCCUAUUCCCUAUAUAGUGCACUACUUUAGACCAGAGCCCUAUUCCCUAUAUAGUGCACUACUAUAGACCAGAGCCCUAUUCCCUAUAUAGUGCACU